CACUGAGAAUAAGGAGCCAUGGCUAAAUGACAACAGUGCCACAGAAGGAGAGAAGGAAAAAGCAGGAAUGCCAGCUGACAUGAAACAUGAGAAACAGACUAGCCCUAAUGGAGAAACCUCACAUGAGGAAUUUGAAUUGCCUGACCGAGUGGGUGAUGAAGAGCCUGGGGCAGGACUUGAAAAUACAAAAGAAUCACAAAGUCCUGGACAAUCAGCACUUUCAUCAGUACAGCAUCACAAUGAAUCACAACCAACAAGUUCUUCCUUGGCUAUUAAAGGUGAAUUGUGGCCCAAAGUAAAGGUCUUCCCAUUCAUCACUGGACAGACAUUUGGUGCCUAUGAGGCAAUAAUGGAAAAAGUGAAUAAUAACAAAAACUACUGGCCAAACUACCUGUCAAACUACUGGCCAAACUACCUGUCAAACUACUGGCCAAACUACCUGUCAAACUACUGGCCAAACUACCUGUCAAACUUCUUGCCAAGCUCCUGGCUGCCCCCUACACUUGAGGAAAAACAAAGUCCAGAGGAAUCUUCGGUCAUCAUUGUCUUUUGUCCAAUCACCUCACGCGUUGGGUCAGAUGUGGAAUCAGCAAUGACAAAUCCACAAGUCUCAUCACUGAAUAAACCAGUGAUUCUGGUUCUGAUGCAUCACACCAGAGAUCCUGACUAUUCAACUGCAGGAACAAAAUGGUCGGAAGUGUAUGACAAUGUUAAGCUUGAGGUUCACAUUCUCUUCCAUGAGACUAAACCAGGAUUACUGACUUGUCAACAAAACAGUCAGGCCAUCGAAGCCAUCGAUCAGAAGUUAAAUGAGUACAGCACUUGACCUUUAGUUUCCAUAUUUUGAUUUGGUGUCAUUUUAGUAUUAUCUCAACAAGAGCAGUUGCACAUCAUCCCAUCAAGUUUCAUGUAGAAAACAGAAAUAUGUAAACCAUAUUGCUGAACCAUAUUGCUUAGAGAUGUUUUCAUCAAAAAAUUUUCACUUGGAGUAAAUGAUGUACUGUUUUCUGAUUAUAUAAGCCAUAUAUAAACCAUCUAGAAAUGUGUUUUAUUGCUAUUGCAAUAUAAAAUUUCACUCUAACUCAUCUAAAUUUGGAUUGAUAGCAUUAUAUGUAUAUGAAUGUUUUUCUUUAUUGAGAGAGCUUGUAACUAUGAGUUAUGGAUGCAAAGAAGGGAGAACCUGAAGUUUCUGUCGAGAUUUCUCAUCAACUCUCAUUUCCUGCCAUUCAUGUUGGGUGAAGGUGUUUCCAAUGAAAGUCUAAGUCCCUCCAAAGAGGUGAGGUACGACUACCUGAGAGAGUAGUCUUCUGUUGACUGUUCAGUGAGACAGGCCUUCAAAUGGUUUUCUCCUUCAAAUAAAAAAAAACAAAGACAAAGCUGAAUCUUUUUCUAGCUAUUGGACUCUCAUUCCUUGAUUUUAGCAAAUUAAUAGUGAUAUUAUUAAAAGCU
Poecilia reticulata (guppy) is the source of this 1449-nucleotide messenger RNA. The record is from RefSeq and is a predicted model, not a curated record. Lineage: Eukaryota; Metazoa; Chordata; Actinopteri; Cyprinodontiformes; Poeciliidae.